AUGAUUUUAGGUGGCUCACAGGUGAUAAUUAGACCUGAGGAUGUGGUCAAACAAGGCUGGCUAUAUAAACAAAGUCGAUUCUUAAAAGACUGGCGUCGUAGAUGGUUUAUUUUAACACGUAACUAUUUAGCAAGUUUCAAAGAGCAAGGAGACUUCUCCUCUCCUACAGAAUCUUUGAAAUUAUCUGAAUGUUUAACAGUAAGAUCUGCUGAUGAAGAUAUUAAUAGAGAAAAUGCAUUUAGAGUAGAUACACCACAUCGUGUAUUUUUCUUAAUUGCCGAGAAUCCACUUGAGAAGGAAGAAUGGAUUGGACAAAUUGGGAGACAAAUGAUAAGACCAACAGUUUUUCAACAUGAUUAUUAG
Molecule: messenger RNA, 363 nt
Organism: Cryptosporidium muris RN66
Lineage: Eukaryota; Apicomplexa; Conoidasida; Eucoccidiorida; Cryptosporidiidae
Product: PH domain-containing protein
Exons: 1
Coding region: 1-363 (120 amino acids)
Source: RefSeq, a predicted model, not a curated record